Messenger RNA from Exophiala oligosperma, 1381 nucleotides. RefSeq lists its product as uncharacterized. Gene Ontology annotation, cellular component: mitochondrion. Gene Ontology annotation, molecular function: (3R)-hydroxyacyl-[acyl-carrier-protein] dehydratase activity. The transcript has a single exon. NCBI's taxonomy places the organism in Eukaryota, Fungi, Ascomycota, Eurotiomycetes, Chaetothyriales, Herpotrichiellaceae. The record is from RefSeq and is a predicted model, not a curated record. Bases 130 to 1242 code for a protein of 370 amino acids.
CAAGUCAACUUGUUGCGGUGUCUGGUGUUUGAGAACGCACUUCUUUGAAUUCGUUAUACCUUUUACGAGCACUUUCACAGUAAUUAAGCCAUAUAUUUGGCUGGGCUACCGUUCACACCCAACGACAAGAUGGCUGUCUUACGAGCGGUGUGCCCUCGCUGGACAAAGUCAACCAGCACACCAGUAUCACGGUUGCUUUGCCGGCGAAAGUUUACCUCGUCAAAUCGUAGUAUGGGAGCCAACAAUGCAAAAUCAAUAUCGGAAGCAUUCUUGAACAAAUUCUCCCAGGGGCAAACCUUUGUCCGAUCCCAGCUUUUAGAUGCGAACCAGCUACGACUCUUCUCCCUCACCCUAGACAGGCCGCAUCUGUGGUCUAGCUCAAACAGUUCGAGCGGUCACGACUUGGAAGACAAAGAACCACUCUCAGGCACACCUAUCCCACCUUAUUACCACCUCGUAUACUUCACCCCAGCCCAGCUACCGGGAAGGCUAGGACUUGACGGUACGGACGCAUCAUUCAAUCCCGACGCCCCCUUCACGCGGCGCAUGUGGGCUGGUGGAUCUUGUCACUGGGUCGGAGCAAACCCCAACAAUGCGAGCACACAAGCCUUGCUCAGGGUAGGGGAAAUGGCCACCGAGACCACCAAGGUGUUGAGUUGCGAACCAAAAGUGAUUGGCAAGACGGGAGAAGACAUGUUGGUCGUCCGGGUUGAAAAGGAGUUCCGCAACAGCAAGGACGAGCUCUGUGUGCUGGACCGACGAAAUUGGGUGUUCAGGACCGCCUUGGACCCGACAAAGCCAGCAACCACCGUUCCGAAGCCUGCCGAGUUGUCAGUGUCGGAACUAGAGCAAGCGGCCACGGGAAAGGUUGUCCGGGAAUACAACCGGGAUGAGGCGAUGCUGUUUAGGUUUUCUGCAUUGACGUUCAACGCCCACCGAAUCCACUACGACAAGCCAUGGGCGAGGGAUGUCGAAGGACACAGAAAUGUGGUGGUCCACGGUCCCAUGAAUCUGAUGGCCAUGCUGGAUCAUUGGAGAGAUGCCAAAGCUCCCUCCCAGGACGGCGACGGCAUCUUCUUUCCCGAGAAGAUCGAGUAUCGAGCUACCAGCCCAGUGUAUGCAGGGGAAGCAUACCGUGUCAUGAUGGACGAAGACGCAGUUCGUCAGAAGGUUGCCGAUGUCAAUGUUGUCAGCAACGACGGGACUACUUGCAUGAAAGGAACCAUCAGUGAUUGGUCAUGAGCACCAUGAACUGUGUCGACAAUGCUCCAAGGGGCCUCGCAUCGCAAAGGGUGCAGUAAUCGAGCUAGGAUCGGAGGCCCUACAGCAAAGUGACAGGAGGUAUAGUUUGGUAUGAAGGAAGUUGUUCACCCAUGUACUC